UUGUGAUCUACGCUUUCCCAUAAACACAGUAGGGAACACCAUAAGCAAAGCUUCUGGUUCAGUCUCUCUCUCCACUGCUAAGGAAGAAGAAAAAAGCAAACAGAGCAAACCCUCCUCCAAAAAAGCUUUCUAUUCGGCGAGUGAGUCAGCCAUGGCGGUGGCCUCGACGUCUCUAGCAUCCCAACUCUCAGGUCCCAAAACCAUCAACUACGCUCCAAACUUCUCAGGUCUCCGGCGUUCAUCCUCGAAACUCGAGAACUUCCAAUCCAUGUCUUCCACACAAUCUCUAUUCCAACACCUCCAUUCCCAUCUCCAUCUCUCUUCCUCUCGCAAAGGCUCCAGAGGCGUUGUCACUAUGGCCGGCACCGGAAAGUUUUUUGUUGGUGGAAAUUGGAAGUGUAAUGGCACAAAAGACUCUAUUAGCAAGCUUGUGUCUGACUUGAAUAGUGCAAAAUUGGAGCCUGAUGUUGAUGUUGUAGUAGCACCACCCUUUGUUUACCUUGAUCAGGUGAAGAGCUCAUUAUCAGAUCGGAUAGAAGUAUCUGCUCAGAACUCUUGGGUUGGAAAAGGUGGGGCUUUCACUGGAGAAAUCAGUGUCGAACAAUUAAAAGAUAUUGGUGCCAAAUGGGUUAUUCUUGGGCAUUCAGAAAGGAGGCAUAUAAUUGGUGAAGAUGAUCAGUUUAUUGGAAAGAAGGCUGCCUAUGCCUUGAAUGAAGGUCUUGGGGUAAUAGCUUGCAUUGGGGAACUACUAGACGAAAGGGAAGCUGGAAAAACUUUUGAUGUCUGCUUUCAGCAGUUGAAGGCUUAUGCAGAUUAUGUGCCUAGUUGGGAUAACAUAGUUAUUGCUUAUGAGCCUGUAUGGGCCAUUGGGACCGGCAAGGUGGCUACGCCCCAACAAGCUCAGGAAGUACAUGCAGCCCUUCGUGACUGGCUCAAAAAGAAUGUCUCAGCAGAAGUUGCAUCUAAAACACGAAUAAUAUACGGAGGGUCCGUAAAUGGAGGCAAUAGCUCUGAGCUUGCAAAGCAGGAAGAUAUUGAUGGUUUUCUUGUCGGUGGUGCUUCCUUAAAGGGUCCUGAAUUUGCUACAAUUGUGAAUUCUGUGACAUCCAAGAAAGUUGCUGCUUGAUUAUGGUGGUCUUGGCAGCAGAAGCAAAUAAAGGGAGAAAUGAAGCCUUCCAGUCUGAAGCAUGGUGUAAGAAUUGUGCGGGCCAGUUUUACUGUAUGAUUUUUUAAUCAGUUUUGAAGUUUUCCCCUACCCAUACUAUGGCCAUUAUGUAUUGUCGAUUGUCAGAGUAUGAGAUGAAUAAUUGAGUUGAUUACAAAUAUCUUCGAUUAACUAAUAAGUUAUCUGAUUUCUCUGUUGAAGCUUAAAAA
This is a messenger RNA of Ziziphus jujuba (common jujube), 1374 nucleotides long. RefSeq names its product triosephosphate isomerase, chloroplastic. Gene Ontology annotation, biological process: glyceraldehyde-3-phosphate biosynthetic process; glycolytic process; gluconeogenesis. The record is from RefSeq and is a predicted model, not a curated record. The transcript has 9 exons. Gene Ontology annotation, molecular function: triose-phosphate isomerase activity. Gene Ontology annotation, cellular component: cytosol. The coding region runs from base 152 to 1126 and encodes 324 amino acids. NCBI's taxonomy places the organism in Eukaryota, Viridiplantae, Streptophyta, Magnoliopsida, Rosales, Rhamnaceae.